Schistosoma turkestanicum is the source of this 5385-nucleotide messenger RNA. The record is from the annotation of a GenBank genome assembly. Lineage: Eukaryota; Metazoa; Platyhelminthes; Trematoda; Strigeidida; Schistosomatidae.
AUGAUCACCUGGACUAGUAAACAUGUGGAUUAUUUAAAUUGUAUAAAAUUACAUCAGUUCAAAAAUUCACCAUUUGUCUUUGUUUAUAUUGUAUCACAGUUAAUUAUUUUAAGCUUUUCAACUGAGUCCGAUCUAAGAUGGUUGACAUAUUCAAAUCAAAUUGUGGAUACCUUUUCUGUCAAAGAUUUGAUCUCAAUGGGUCAGGGGACAAUAUUCUAUCACCUUCAUUCUGGAAAUUAUACAAAUCUCUUAGAAUCACCUCAGCUGAACAGUAUUUUCGUUAUUGGAAACAGAAAUGCAAUGUUUCGCUUGAAUCCAGAAAAUCUUCGACUGAUGGCUAGUUUUGAAUUGCCUUCAAAACCAAUGACAUCAUUCUGCAUGGCAAACACAAAAGCACCGUGCACUGAAACACCUGCAUUUAAUUUAUUAUUACAAACUCAUGAUAAACAAAAUAUUUGGUAUUGUUAUCUUUAUCAAGCAGUUUAUAUGAAUCAUAAUAUUAUACCGAAUGUACAGUCUGCACGAUGUGAAAUACCUUCACCGUUAAAUUUAGAACCUGAAUCUCGUUUAGUUCAAUGGGAGAACUCGGUAUACUCAUCACUUGAUAUAAAUCGUCCAGGUGUAAGUCUAAUGGCUAGUGAUGGUUUCCUGUAUAGUGCCGGUUGGUUUCAUGGAGCAAUGCGUAUACAUCGUUCAAGAUUACCAAAUUUUGAUGGAAAAGCUAACUGGAAUCAAUUCUUGGCAACCCCACCAGAUGAGAUGUUUUUAAAAGAAUCAACUCAUUUCAUUUGUUCAUUUGAAACAUCGGAUUCAGUUUAUUUCUUAAUUCGUGAACUGAAAUCACCAACAUGUGAAGCUAGAAUUCACAAUCGUUUUGUACAAACAUCUAGCUCUUCUAUUGAUAUAGAUAAUGAUCAAUUUUCCGCCUCCUCCUCGUCAUCAUCAUUUUCAAAGUCUUCACUUUUGUCAAUCAAUGAAACACCAGUUACUCGCCUAUUACGUAUAUGUAAAAAUGAUCCAGGUGGAUAUCAUUAUGUGAAUGAAGGUGAAUUUGUUACAUUUAGUAAAGUGACAUUAGAAUGUAAAUUUCAUCAAAAUCAUCCAAUUCAUUAUUAUAACUACAAAACAAGAAAUAAAAAUGAACAAUUCGCAGAUUCGUUAAUGACUGAAUUUUCUUAUGGUUAUUCCAUAGCUGGUAAAUGGGAUCCUUUAGAUAAUAAAUUAUAUGUUAGCUAUCAAACUGGCAUUAAAUAUCCUAUUGGUGAUGCACUUUGUGUUUAUGCAUUAAAUGAUAUAGAAGAUGCAUUCAAUAGUGAGUUAGCACCAAAUGAAAAUUUGGAAAAAACUCAAAUACUGCCAAAUUCUUUUGAAAAUAUUUGUAAAAAUUUGAAUUCUGGUCAGUUGACAGAUUCAGAUAUAGAUAAAAUACGUCAACUACCAAAAACUCAUUUAUUACGCGUUAAGCAUGUGCAUCCAAUUGAUAAUCGUCCAUUAAUUAUUCGCCCUGUCCCAGGAUUACCAUUUAAACAAAACAAUCAUCAAUUAGGCUGGUAUCAUAUAGAAAUUGAUCAUAAUGACAAAAAUGUUAUCUUGUAUUUGGCUGGUAAACAACACAUUGAACGUUAUGGAUUAUUUAACUUAUCUACGGAUGAUACAAUGGAAAUAUGUCCUUGGGAUCGAUUGACCAUUGAAGAUUUUGGCAUAGAAAAUGAAGUGAUUACUGGUGUUUAUAUGAAACAUAGCAAACCAUCAAUGGAAAAAUGGAGUAAAGAGUUUUAUAUACUAACAAGUAAACAUGUGAUUCAACUACCUAAAUUUAUUCAAUUAUGUGAAACAAUUAAAAAGUCAAGUGAAUGUAUCAACACCAAUUUAAUUUCAUGCAAAUGGAAUAGUGAAAUGAAUAAAUGUGAAGUAAAAACUACAUCAUCAUUAAAUUAUGAUGAUGUAUUAACAAAUAAUUUACAAAAAAAAGAAAGUUAUAAAAAUCAACAUGAAAUUUUGCUCAAUAAUAUUUUAUCGAAAUUUUCUACAUCAAAUCCAAAUUUUUGUUUGUUCGAUAAAAACAAACUUGAAAAAAGUAUCCAUGAUAAAUUGCUUGCCUAUUGGUGGAAAAGUCUUCAAGGUCAUUUGCAGCAACAACAACAACACACUUCGACAAAUCAACAAAAUGAAUUAAUUCAAAACAACCACUUACCAAUUCCUUGUACAAUGUCAACAUGGUCACCGCUAAUAAAUCAAUAUCAGAAUCUUACUUGUCACUGUCUACCAUGUACUGAUUGUGCGAAUGAUGAAUUGUAUAGAAUGGAGUUCAUUAAUUGUCAAAUUCAGCCAACAUGGUCACUCUGGUCAUCAUGGUCUUCUUGUUCAUCAGACUGUGGUCAUGGAAUACGCACGCGUAUGCGACGAUGUGAUAGUCCACAGCCUGUAGAAAUGAAGAUCAAUAACCAAAUCACUAAAAAAAUAAUUGGAUGUAAACAUAGUUAUGAUAUUCCAGUCGAUGAAAAUACUGAUGAGCCUGAAGUUGAACUACAGGUUGAGCAAUGUCAAAAUACUAAUGAAGUUUGUAAUUAUGAAGUCUCUUCACCAGUUCUCUCGGAAAAACAAACAUAUCAUUUAGGUGAAACUUAUCUAAAAUGGAAUCAUUGGACAGAAUGUUCUACUAAAUGUGGAAUUGGUAUCAAAACACGUCAUUUAAUUUGUUCAACAGUUAUGAAUAAAUGGGAUGAAAGUGAACAUUCAAAAUGUUCUAUUGUAAAUUCCGAAACAAUAGAUACAAGUAUAUGUGAGAAUUUCACAUGUCAGCAAGAAAUCGUUCAUUCAGAAUGGACACCUUGGUUAAAAGCAUUGCCUAAUAAUCCGCAUAUAUUAAAAUAUACUACAAUACCUGGUCGUUCAAAUUCACAAGUAUAUUAUGAACAACGUCUUCGUUAUUCAUGUAAUGUACCAUUUGAAACAGCUGAUGAUUUACAAAUUGUUAGAACACAAAUUGUUGAAAGAAAGUGUUCCAGUACUGAUCAUAAGUGUUCUGAUGUAUCAAAUAUAAUAAAUAGUCAAACUGAGGAAGAAAAUAGAAUUCUUUCAGAAUCACUUGAAAGAUCUUCAAAUGUAAUCUGGUCACCAUGGAGUGAAUGGUCUGAAUGUAAUCAAAAUUGCAUUCCAUUGGAAAGUAUUUUAUCAACUGACCAAUUAGAUAAACAACAAACAAAAUUUUCCAGUACAAUUCUUUAUAACUCAGAUCAAUAUCAAAUUCGUACACGUAAAUGUCUAUCCAAUCUAUGUUCACAGAAUAAUGGUUUAGAUGCUAUCACUGAUUUACGCAGAUGUCCUUCUAAACCAGCGUGUAAAAGUGGUUGGUCAUGUUGGUCUGAUUGGUCAAAUUGUUUUCCAAUGAAAUAUGAUCAUGGCAAUAAAAAGUCUCAAUGUAAAUGGCGUAAUGAUGAUCGGAAAGCAACACGUACACGAACUUGUAUACUAACACCAUAUGAUCAAAAUCCAGAAAAACAGAAAAUAAUUUGUAAAGGAUAUGAACAAAUGAAAAAACAAUGUAUUUGGUUUGAUGGUGAUCAGAAAGACUGUCUUAAGUUUAAUUUAACCAGCAUAUACUCCGAUAUUCCAAUUGAUGCAAACACAAAUUACCAUAAAACUUCAGUAUGGAGUAGUUGGUCCACUUGGUCAUCAUGUGAAGUGCUACAGACACAAACUAGUGGAAAUAUACUGCGAUUCUCAGAGAAUUCACUGGAUCCAACAAGUCCACAUUUACUUGCUAUUCGAACAAGAGAAUGUCAGUUAAUUAAUAUUGAAAAUAGUGAAUUGUAUUCAGUAUAUAAUCACAGAUCAGUUUGUUCUGGCUCGUGGAAUCAAAUGAAAACUUGUCCAAAUGUAGCGAUGAAUAUUGCAGGGGUGUUUGGUCCUAUGAACAGAAAAAGGAUGAGAAAUAGAUUCACAAAUCUUCAUAUAAUCUUAAUUGGUCUACUAAGUUUUGUUGCCGGGAUAUUAGUGGCUGGUGUGGGAAUAAUAAUUUACCAUAGAGGAUGUCAUAAACGAUAUUUGAAUAGAAAUAUUAGUGGUAACAGCAAAAAUAAUAGGAUUAAUAGGUUAAAAAAUGAAUCACUUCCUGAAGGCGAUAUCAAUAAUCUACAUCCUAAUCAGUUGAAUUUGUCACCUCCACCCCAGCCUAUUCUAACUUUGCCAAUACCAAACAUUGUAACAUCAUCUAUAAAUGAUGAUCCGCUAAACUAUGGGCACCGAAAAGCCCAUAGUAUUGUUUACGAUUCGGUAGCUUCACAAGAUGAUGUUACUUACUUGGAGCCAAAUCGUAAUUACCAACAGAAAUCUAAAACUGAUCAGUUGAAUGUAUAUAGUCGGUUAAAUUAUAAACCUGAUUCUUGUUCUCCAGACGAAGCGUUUCAUAGAAGAGUAGCAACAACAUCAGAGAUAACUACAGUAGAUGGAAUGUUGAAAAAUGAUGGAUUUCGCAGUUAUCCUCGUACAGGCAGAGUUAUCACAUUGUCCAAUCCAUUGGAUUUUUAUGAAGAGAAUAUUUCUAACUUACCUUUCCAAUAUUAUCAUCAUACACUUGGUUAUCAACCUCAUCAUCACCAACAUCAUAAUUCCGAUCUGCCUACACAAUUUUAUAGUACAGACAUUGAGCAUUUACUACGACCAACAGACAGUUACUAUGACCGCAGCAAACGUCCAGACGCUACUGUAUCUAUGUCAUUUUCGAGUUAUAAGCCGGAUGGGCGUUUCAACCAGAUAAACGCCGACAAUAUACAACAAUAUUCACAAUCUCCAGCAUUCAUCCCUCAAAAUCGUCGACAAUAUCGAAGGAAAUCACAGAUUCAUAAUCAAACUAUGAGUUCAUUAUCAACACACUUGGAACCAUGGUAUGCCUCGGCUGCUAUCGGCUUACCGAAUAGUAGUAGUAAUAGUAAAAGUAACGGUCGAAUCAUGUCAGAUUAUGGUACAUCACCAAUCGACAUAUCAAAUACGCAACAAUAUCGUCAUGAGUACGUCAGCAACCGUGAUGAAAACGAUUAUAACCACCAUGAAGAAAGCAUUAGAUUUCCACCUAAAAUGCCAAUCUUAUCUGAGAGACAUAAAUUAUAUGACGUCAACUCACAGUCUAGAUUAAUACCAUCAUUGUCAGUAUGCUCACAUCAUUCUUAUAGUUCUAACUUUUUAGAUGCGGAUAACCGAUCGUCUGUAUGGAGUGGAGGUGAAUCAGUUCCUUUUGAAAGACCAUCUAAUCCACAUUUAAGAGAAUCGAUUGGAGCCUUUGAACACCAGUCACCUUCUCCACCAUUACCUCCUUCUCUACCUCACAUUGCAUUGGGAGCGACCCCUUGCCCUGAACCAAUAACAACUAGUUGUACGACACCAUGA